UCUGGGGGCUUGCCUUCUGCACAUCCCCAACCUCACUGGGGUUUCUGUUUUCUUCUUCCUGGGGGGGGCUGGGAGGGGGAAAAGGGGUGCCCUGAACCCUCCUAGCCUCCUCUCCACCGUCUUCUGGAUGGUUACUGAAAUGGUCAAGAACCUGUCCAUCGUCCCAAUUAAAGAGGCUUGAAAAAAAGACCCCAGGCCAUCAAGAUGGAUUACAUUUCCUACAGCGGUGUCCCGAGGUUCUUGACAAGGCCCAAAGCCUUCGUGGUCUCCAUGGGCAAAGAUGCCACCCUGAGCUGCCAGAUCAUUGGCAACCCCAUCCCGUUGGUGAGCUGGGAGAAGGACAAACUCCCCAUCCAGACGGGAGGACGCUUCAAGAUGGUGGAGGAUGAUGACCUUUAUCGUCUCACCAUCUACAACUUGAGCCUGGAGGACAGCGGUCAGUACAUCUGCCGGGCCAAGAACACCAUUGGGGAAGCCUUCGCCGCCGUCAGUAUCAAAGUCGGUGAGCAGACCACCGUGACAGAAUCGGCCCCGUACUUCAUCCAGAAGCCCACAUCCAUCCGAGUGAUCAUGGGUGAAGAUGCCAUGUUCAAGUGCAUCGUCCAAGGUAGUCCUCCCCUUGCCAUCAACUGGGAGAAGGACGGGAAGCAUCUGGGCAAAUCAUCUGACUCCAACCGGAUCCGGAUUGAAUCCCAGGGCGAGAAGAACGCUCUGAAGAUCCAAAGUACCCAUCUGGGAGACAGCGGGACCUACACUUGCCGUGCAGAGAAUCCUUUAGGAUCCUCCAGCGCAGCCGCUGCAUUGAUGGUAGAUCUUCCAGAUUCGUACAGCCCAGGCAGCACGAGACACAGUAUAGAUGACAUCGGUAGCAAGACCUCUCCACUGUUAUCCCACAUGCAGAAAAGACGAGAAGAAAUCCGGAAGAGCGAUUUGUCCAAAGUAGACUCCCUGAUCUCCACCGAAGGACGGUCCAAACUCGGAUUGAGCUUGUCCUUGGAUUACGAACGGGCUGCUAGCUUGACCUCCAAGGGACUCCGAGGCGAUGGAGGUUCAUAUUAUCGAGUCACCACCCGGAGCUUCACUGUCACCGAGGGGAAGCAUGCCAAAAUGAGCUGCUACGUAACCGGAGAACCCAAACCGGAGACGGUUUGGAAGAAGGAUGGAGAGGUGAUCCUGGAGAGCCGGAGACACAUAAUUUACGAGGACGAGCAAGAGAAUUUUGUCUUGAAGAUCCUCUUCUGCAAACAGGUUGAUAACGGCCUCUACACCUGCACAGCUUCAAAUCUGGCGGGUCAGACCUACAGUUCUGUGUUGGUAACUGUUAAAGAACCGAGAAUACCUUUCAAGACAAAACUCCAAGAUUUGGAAGUUCGGGAGAAAGACUCUGCGAUUUUCUUGUGUGAAGUUCCCCAUUCUGAUGUGGAGACCACUUGGUUCAAAGAGGAGACCAGACUUCAACAGAAUGACAAGUACAAGAUUGAAGAAGAUGGGCUGUGCCGCAAGCUCACAGUCCAAAAUGUCACCAUGGAUGAUGAUGCUGUCUACAUUUGCGAGAUGAAGGAAGGCAGCAGAACCAUCGCCGAAUUGAGCGUUCAAGGCAAUAUUAUCAAGAAACUGCCAAGGAAAACAGCUGUCAGUAUAAAAGACACUGCAGUGUUCUGCGUGGAACUGGAGCAGAAGUGCGAGAAGUUCCGAUGGUUGAAGAAUAAGGAAGAAUUAAAACCCAGUGGUCGCAUUUCAAUCUCAUCCGCAGAUAGAGAAUAUACCAUGAUCAUCCGGGAUUGUCAAAUGGAAGAUGGAGGAGAAAUUGUCUUUGUGGCUGAUGAAUGUAGAACAUCCACGCAAUUUACUGUCUCUGCUCCGAAGAAGCCCCCAUCACAUCCUCCAGCUGACCCAGUGGUGAAAAAUAAAACAGAAACCUCAGUGACGUUAGCCUGGUCUCUUCGGAAGACAGACCGGCCUGUCCCAAUUGAUGGCUACCUUGUUGAACGUAAGAAGCUGACUGGAUUCGCAUGGCUGAGGUGCCACCAAGCUUUGGUGUCCCAAACUGAGUUCAUGGUUAACAACAUGACCGAAGAGGCUGACUACCAGUUCCGAGUUUCUGCAGUCAACAAAUAUGGCCAAAGUGAUUAUCUGGAAUUUCCUGGAGUCUGGCAUCUUGAACCUACCCUGGCAGUGAAAACCCCUCUGAGAAAUGUUGAAGUUGCACCAGGGAGAGAUGCAGUCUUCACUGUGGACCUCACCACCCCUAGUCCCGGCUCAUGGUACAUCAAUGGCAACCUUGUGCAGAACAGUGACAAAUACAUAAUUACGAGAACCAAAGCAAGCCACAGUUUAAUAAUUAAGCGGGUCACCAGUGCUUUCAAGGAGGCAGAGGUGAAAUUUGUAGCCAAAGAUAUUGAAAGCAUCGGAAGAGUCACCUUGAAAGAUGAAGUGGCCACAUUUGUCAAUGACUCAGCCCCCGGGAUUUCAGUCAACCUUCAUGAGAAGUUUGAGCUGGUUUGUGAAGUGUCCUCAGCCACGGAUGCGGUCUUGUGGAGAAAGGGGAAGAAGGACAUCAAGCCAGAUCAAAGGGUGACAUUUUCUGUUCAGGGAAAACAGCGAAAACUUAUUGUCCAAAACGCCAUCAAGGAAGACGAAGGGGUUUAUACCUGCGAAUCAAACGAUGACAGACUAACCUUCCAGGUGGAGGUCAAAGAGCCUGCAGAGGUCUUUUUUGGCAAGGAGAAAGUCCAGAAAGAAAUCAGAGCUAUUCUUUCUGAAAACGCCUUUCUCAGUUGCGAAGUAGCCCAGCCCUCAAUGGAAGUGAGAUGGUUCAAGGAUGGGAAACUCAUCACCCCAAGCAAGAAAUUCAAGAUUGAAACAGAAGGGAAAUCUCGCUGGCUGAUUAUUCGACAAGUUGACAGGAAGGAUGGAGGUCAAUACACCUGCGAAGCAGAUGGCCAGAAACUGGCCUUCAAAGUUAUUGUAACAGAUAGAGAGGUUGAAGAGAUAUUUGUCAACCAGAAGAAGGUCCAGAAGGACAUAAGGACUGUGGCUUCAGAGAAUGUCUCUCUCAGCUGUGAGGUGGCCCAGACCAAGACAGAUGUCAAGUGGUUCAAAGAUGGACAGCUGAUCACCGACACCAAGAAGUUCAAAAUAGAAGAACAAGGUGAAUCCCGGCGUCUGGUUGUUCAACAGGUGGAGAAGAAAGAUGCAGGUGAAUAUACCUGUGAAGCUGAUGGCCAGAAGCUCACCUUCAAAGUCACAGUUGCAGAUGAAAAAAUUAAAGAAGUCUUUGUCAACAAGGAGAAGGUCCAGAAGGACAUCAAGGCUGUAGCUUCAGACAACAUUUCUCUCAGCUGUGAGGUGGCCCAGGCCAAGACAGAAGUUAAAUGGCUCAAGGAUGGAAAAUUGAUCACCUCCAACAAGAAAUUCAAGGUAGAAGCAGAAGAUAGAUCCCAUCAUCUGGUUGUCCAGCAGGUGGAGAAGAAAGAUGCAGGUGAAUACACCUGUGAAGCUGAUGGUCAGAUGCUGAAUUUCCAAGUAACAGUAACAGACAGAGAAGCUGAGGAGGUGUUUGCCAACAAGGAGAAGGUCCAGGAGGACAUCAAGGCUGUGGCUUCAGAGAAUGUCUCUCUCAGCUGUGAGGUGGCCCAAGUCAAGACAGAAGUCAAAUGGUUCAAGGAUGGAAAACUGAUCACCUCCAGCAAGAAAUUCAAGGUGGAAGCUGAAGGCAGAUCCCGGCGUCUGGUUAUUCAACAGGUGGAAAAGAAAGAUGGAGGCGAAUACACCUGUGAAGCAGAUGGUCAGAAACUCACCUUCAAAAUUACAGUUGCAGAUAGAGAAGCUGAGGAGAUGUUUACCAACAAGGAGAAAAUCCAGGAGGACAUCAAGGUUGUAGCUUCAGAGAAUCUCUCUCUCAGCUGUGAGGUGGCCCAGGUCAAGACAGACGUCAAGUGGUUCAAGGAUGGGAAACUGAUCACUGCCAGUAAAAAAUUCAAGUUAGAAACAGACGGUAGAUCCCGGUGUCUGGUUGUACAACAGGUGGAGAAGAAAGAUGCAGGUGAAUACACCUGUGAAGCUGAUGGCCAGAAACUGAACUUCAAAGUCACAGUUGCAGACAGAGAAGCUGAGGAGGUAUUUGCCAGCAAGGAGAAGGUCCAGAAGGACAUCAAGGUUGUAGCUUCAGAGAAUCUCUCUCUCAGCUGUGAGGUGGCCCAGGUCAAGACAGACGUCAAGUGGUUCAAGGAUGGGAAACUGAUCACUGCCAGUAAAAAAUUCAAGUUAGAAACAGACGGUAGAUCCCGGUGUCUGGUUGUACAACAGGUGGAGAAGAAAGAUGCAGGUGAAUACACCUGUGAAGCUGAUGGCCAGAAACUGAACUUCAAAGUCACAGUUGCAGACAGAGAAGCUGAGGAGGUAUUUGCCAGCAAGGAGAAGGUCCAGAAGGACAUCAAGGCUGUGGCUUCAGAGAAUGUCUCUCUCAGGUGUGAGGUGGCUCAGGCCAAGACAGAAGUCAAGUGGUUCAAGGAUGGAAAACUGAUCACCUCCAGCAAGAAAUUCAAGGUGGAAGCUGAAGGCAGAUCCCGGCGUCUGGUUAUUCAACAGGUGGAAAAGAAAGAUGGAGGCGAAUACACCUGUGAAGCUGAUGGCGAGAAGCUCACCUUCAAAGUCACAGUUACAGAUAAAGAAGUUGAGGAGGUGUUUGCCAACAAGGAGAAGAUCCAGGAGGACAUCAAGACUGUUCCUUCAGAGACCGUCUCUCUCAGCUGUGAGGUGGCCCAGGCCAAGACAGAUGUCAAAUGGUUCAAGGAUGGGAAACCGAUCACUGCCAGCAAGAAAGUCAAGAUAGAAACAGACGGUAGAUCCCGGCGUCUUGUUGUUCAGCAGGUGGAGAAGAAAGAUGCUGGUGAAUACACCUGCGAAGCUGAUGGCCAGAAACUGAACUUCAAAGUCACAGUUGCAGAGAAUGUCUCUCUCAGGUGUGAGGUGGCCCAGGCCAAGACAGAAGUCAAGUGGUUCAAGGAUGGAAAACUGAUCACUGCCAGCAAGAAAUUCAAGGUGGAAGCUGAAGGCAGAUCCCGGCGUCUGGUUAUUCAACAGGUGGAGAAGAAAGAUGCUGGUGAAUACACCUGUGAAGCUGAUGGCCAGAAACUGAACUUCAAAGUCACAGUUGCAGACAGAGAAGCUGAGGAGGUAUUUGCCAGCAAGGAGAAGGUCCAGAAGGACAUCAAGGUUGUAGCUUCAGAGAAUGUCUCUCUCAGCUGUGAGGUGGCCCAGGCCAAGACAGAUGUCAAAUGGUUCAAGGAUGGGAAACCGAUCACUGCCAGCAAGAAAGUCAAGAUAGAAACAGACGGUAGAUCCCGGCGUCUUGUUGUUCAGCAGGUGGAGAAGAAAGAUGCUGGUGAAUACACCUGCGAAGCUGAUGGCCAGAAACUGAACUUCAAAGUCACAGUUGCAGAUGCAAAAGUUGAGGAGAUGUUUGUCAACAAGGAGAAGGUCCAGAAGGACAUCAAGGCUGUGGCUUCAGAGAAUGUCUCUCUCAGCUGUGAGGUGGCCCAGGCCAAGACAGAUGUCAAGUGGUUCAAGGAUGGAAAACUGAUCACCUCUAGCAAGAAAUUCAAGGUGGAAGCUGAAGGCAGAUCCCGGCGUCUAGUUGUUCAGCAGGUGGAGAAGAAAGAUGGUGGUGAAUACACCUGUGAAGCUGAUGGCCAGAAACUCACCUUCAAUGUCGCAAUUGCAGAUGAAAAAGUUACCGAGGUGUUUGUCAACAAAGAGAAGGUACAGAAAGAUAUCAAAACUGUGUCUUCAGAGAAUGUCUCUCUCAGUUGUGAGGUGGCUCAGUCCAAGGCAGAAGUGAAAUGGUUCAAGGAUGGGAAACUGAUCACUGUGAGCAAGAAAGUCAAAGUAGAAGCACAAGGUAGAUCACGUCGUCUCAUUGUGCAACAGGUGGAGAAGAAAGAUGCAGGUGAAUACACCUGCGAAUCUGAUGGCCAGAAACUAACUUUCAAAGUCACAGUUGCAGAUAGAGAAGCUGAGGAGAUGUUUACCAACAAGGAGAAGGUUCAGAACAAUAUCAAGGCUGUGGCUUCAGAGACCGUCUCUCUCAGCUGUGAGGUGACCCAAGCCGAGACAGAAGUCAAAUGGUUCAAGGAUGGAAAAUUGAUCACCUCCAACAAGAAAUUCAAGGUGGAAGCAGAAGGCAGAUCCCGGCGUCUAGUUAUCCAACAGGUGGAGAAGAAAGAUGGAGGUGAAUACAUCUGUGAAGCUGGUGGCCAGAAGCUCACUUUCAAAGUCACUGUAACAGAAGCUGAGGAGAUGUUUGCCAACAAGGAGAUGUUUGAGAAGGACAUCAAGGCUGUGGCUACAGAGACCAUCUCUCUCAGUUGUGAGGUGGCCCAGGCAAAGACAGAUGUCAAGUGGUUCAAGGAUGGGAAAUUGAUCACCUCCAACAAAAAAUUCAAGGUGGAAGCUGAAGGCAGAUCCCGGCGUCUAGUUGUCCAACAGGUGGAGAAGAAAGAUGCCGGUGAAUACAUCUGUGAAGCUGAAAAACAGAAGUUGACCUACAAAGUUGUUGUUGAAGAAGCUCCUGAUGUCUUUAUUAAUAAAGACAAAAUAAAGAAGGAAGUCAAGGCAGUCCUGAAGGAGAAUGCCAUUUUGACCUGCCAGGUGGCCACUUCGGACACUCAGGUGAAAUGGUACAAAGAUGGACAACCCGUACCCAUCAGCAAACACAUCAAAAUGGAGUCAGAUGGAAACACCCGCAAACUGUAUCUGGAGCAAGUGGCGAGCAAGGAUGUUGGACAAUAUACCUGUGAAGCAGGUGGUCAGAAAGUGACCUUCAAGGUGGAAAUAACAGAACCAGAGGUCAAACUCCAAAGAAAAGCUGCUCAGGAGGAGACUAUUGUUGCUCAGGAGCACAAGGAGGCCGCCUUCUCCACCGUGGUAUCACCUGAGGAUGCUGAGGUCAAGUGGUUCAAGGACGGAGUUGAGAUCCACGAUGGUAAGAACUAUGAGGUCAAGAAGGACAAGGCGGCUAGGAUCUUGAUUGUGAAGAUGGCUGAAACCAAAGAUGCUGGUCUGUACACCUGCGAAGUUAAGAGUGAGAAACAGCAGUUCCAACUCAAGGUGGAAGAAGUACCGGUUAAGUUUGCCAAAAAGCUGGAGCCCAUAAAAGCUGAGCUCGGAAAGGCUUUGAGCUUGAGUUGUGAACUUUGCCAGCCUGAAGGAAUGGUAGUGUGGCGCAAGGAUGGAACAGUCCUCAAAGCCAGCAAGCGCUACCUGAUGCAAGAAAUUGGUGCCAAGAGAGUGCUGAUCAUCUCCAGCUUGCGGGCUGAGGACAAGGGAGAAUAUUCAUGUGAGACAAGGAAUGACCAAUGCACCAUUCAAGUCACCCCCACAGCACCUCGCAUUGUGAAGUUUGUCAAGGGCCUCUCCAAGGUUGUGGCAGAAGAAGGCAAAGAGGCGGUUUUUGAAUGCACCGUCUCCCCCAGCGACGCAUCCGUAAAGUGGAGCCACCGCGGCGCCCCAAUUGAAGCCAGCAAGAAAUACGUCAUUUCUCAUCGGGAUGUCCAUCAUAGCCUCACCCUCACCGAACUGACGGUCCAAGACAGUGGGGAAGUCAAAGCUGAAGCCGAGGGAGAAGAGAGCCAGGCCCACCUCCGAGUGGAAGAAGCGCCGGUGUUAUUCGUGAAGAAGUUGGAGCCCAAAGUUGUAGAAGAGAAACAGACAAUUGUGCUCGAAGUUGAACUAUCCAAGCCGACCCCAGAGGUGAAGUGGACAAAGAACGCGAGUGUCCUUCACCCAACAGCAAAUCUGGAGAUUCAGGCCCAGGGGACAAAGCACUGCCUGGUGAUCAAGAGCGCAUCCUGUGACGAUCGUGGGUUUUAUUCUUGCGAGACCCUCCAUGACAAGACGCAAGCCAAGGUCACUGUAGACAUGAGACCCAUCAAACUGAUCAAAGGCUUGCAGCCGACAGAUGUUCAUGAGAAGGAAUCGGUCACUUUUAAUGUGGAAUUGUCCCACGAAGACGUGGAAGGAGUUUGGAUGAAGGAUGGUCUCCGUCUCAAGUCACAGGACAACUGCCAGAUAUCCAUCCAAGGGAAGAAGCACUCACUGACGCUCUCAUCUUUGACAUUGGAAGAUUCAGCUCUUAUUUCCUUCAAGGCCGAAGGAAUUCACACCACAGGCAGGCUUAAUGUGAAAGAAUCCCCUGUGAAAAUCAUCACGCCUUUAAAAGACCUCAAAGUUCAAAACAAGGAUGAUGUAACCCUCGAGUGCGAACUUUCCAGGCCCAACGCGGAAGUGAAGUGGCGCAAGAACGGAGUGGAGAUCCGGGCAAGUAAAAGGAUGGCCAUUGCUUCCAGAGGAACAAAGAGAAGCCUCAUCAUUCAUACAUGUGAAUACGAAGACCAAGGAACAUACAUGUGUGAUGCGGUAGAUGAUAAGAGCUCAGCUGUUUUGGAGAUCCAUGCCCGGGACAUCAAGAUUGUAAAACCGUUGGAAGACGUGGAAGUGAAUGAAAAAGAAAGUGCUUCUUUCCUCUGUGAGAUUUCACAUGAUGAUGUCCAAACCCAGUGGUUCAGUAACAAAAACAAAAUCCGGGCUGGAGAGAACAUCAAACUACGUCAGGAAGGGAAAAGUCACACCCUGGUUUACCGCAGUGUGGAGUUGCAGGAUUCCGCAGAAAUAAAAUUUGUGGCUGAAACUGCAGAAUCACGAGCUCAACUUAAAGUCAAAGAACUACCGGUCAAAAUCAUUAAACCCCUCCGGGUGAAGAUUGCCAUUGAAAGACACCGAGGUUUUAUGGAGUGCCAAGUUUCUCGUCCGAAUGCCAUCGUUAAGUGGUUCAAAGGAGACCGAGAACUCCAUCCCGGUGAGAAGUACGAGAUGGUGAGCGAUGGGAUUUACCGGAAACUUAUCAUCAAUGAGACCGAGUUUGAGGAUGAAGGGAUUUACACCUGCGAUGCCGUGGAUGAUAAGAGCAGUGCUCAGUUCUAUGUAGAAGAACAAACCAUCAACAUCGUGAAGGAGCUGAGAGACGUGGAGGUGAUGGAACCAGCCGAAGCCCGCUUUGAGUGCGAAAUCUCUAUCCACUCAGUGAAGCCCCCCAAAUGGUCUCUCCGUGGGGAAGUACUACAGAAGGGCCCAAAUGUCAUCAUAGAACAAGAGGGGAAAAUCCACCGGCUAAUCUUGAGGAAAACCAAUGUGGACAUGACAGGCACCAUCCAAUUUGCCAUUGGCAAGUCCAAAUCCUUGGCUGAUCUGGUGGUCAAAGAUAUUCCAGUGACCUUCACCAGACCUCUAGAAGACAGGACGGUCCUGGAAACCCAUUCGGUGGUCCUCUCUUGUGACUUCAAGCCAUCCCCAAAGGAGGUUGAGUGGUAUAGGAAUCACACAUUGCUGGAACCUUCUGAGAAAUUUAAGAUGAAGAGGGAGAAGUUCACAGCUGAGCUCAAAAUCUUGAGGUUGACCGUCGGGGAUACAGGUGUCUACCGAUGCAAAGCCGGAAGCGCAGAGACGAAAGCCACAUUGACCAUUUUGGAACGCAAAGUGGAGAUCACCAAACAUCUGCAGGAUGUGGAGGUUGACGAAGAGAGCUUGGCCACCUUCUCCUGCGAGUUGUCUGAAGAUUGUGAGGAUGUUGAAUGGUUCCUCAACGAUACCCAUCUCUUCCCCAACAACUUCAAUGAAAUAAAGCAUUUGGGCAAGUCCCAUAGCCUGACGCUGAAGCAUGUCACGCCAGAAGACAGUGGGACAGUGUCCAUCAAAGUUCAGAAGAAAAUUUCUGAGAGCGCCCGGCUGAAGGUGAAAGAGAAGCCGGCAGUCUUCAUGAAAUCUCUGGAUGACGUGGUUGCUGAGGAACGAAGCACUAUCACACUGGAGUGUGAAGUCUCAAAACCAAAAGUGAAACCAGUGUGGAAGAAGGAAGGAGUGGAACUGACCCCAGGAGAUAAAUUUGAGAUGCUGCAAUCCGGGAAGACCCUGGGACUCACCAUCCGAGAUCUCGGAAAGGAUGAUGCUGGAUGGUACACGUGUGACCUUGGGACGGAUGUCACCAAGUCUAAAGUCAUCAUUCAAGAGCUGAACAUUGGUAUUACAAAGCGUCUAAAGAGCGUUGAAGUGCAGGAAGGAGAGAGUUGUAGCUUUGAAUGUGUCCUCUCACAUGAGAGUCUGGAGGGUUGUCAGUGGCUGGUCAAUGGGAACGAAGUCAGCCGUGAUGCCCGAUUCCGAGCCUUCAACAAAGGAAGAAAAUACACCCUCACAAUCAAGAAAACCUUAGUUACCGAUGCUGGUGAAGUUGUGUUUUCCGUGCGUGAUUUAAAAUCCAAAGCAUCUCUUGCGGUGAAAGAGCUGAACAUUGGUAUUACAAAGCGUCUAAAGAGCGUUGAAGUGCAGGAAGGAGAGAGUUGUAGCUUUGAAUGUGUCCUCUCACACGAGAGUCUGGAGGGUUGUCAGUGGCUGGUCAAUGGGAACGAAGUCAGCCGUGAUGCCCGAUUCCGAGCCUUCAACAAAGGAAGAAAAUACACCCUCACAAUCAAGAAAACCUUAGUUACCGAUGCUGGUGAAGUUGUGUUUUCCGUGCGUGAUUUAAAAUCCAAAGCAUCUCUUGCGGUGAAAGAAAAACCUGCCGAAUUCACAAAACAGCUGGAGAACAAGUCCACCUUGGUGGGAUGUGAAGUCAGCCUGAGUUGUGACUUGUCCAGAUGGGACAACAACCUGAAGUGGAAGAAGGAUGGCAAGGAGAUUCGGAGGAGUCAAAAAUACGACCUGCGUCAGGAAGGCUCCCGGGCAAUUUUAAUCAUCCAUGACACCACAGUGAAAGAUGGUGGAGAAUAUACCUGUGAGACCGAAUUCUCCAAAACGAAAGCCACGCUAUCGGUGGAAGAAGCUGGAAACUGCUUUUUGAAGGAUCUUGAGGACUUGAAGGUGGAGGAGAACAAGAAUGCCACCCUCACUUGUGAAACCAAGAAACCAACUUCUUCUGUGACGUGGAGAAAAGGCAUUGUUGACCUUCAAGCCAGCAAGAAAUAUGAGAUCAGCCAGAAAGGAACUGUCUUGCAACUCCUCGUGAGGGACCUUAAAGAAAAUGAUAGUGACAUCUACACUUGUGACAUUGGUGACAGCCAGUCCAGUGCAAAGCUAGUGGUACAAGGCCUGCCAGUAGUUUUUAACCAAGAACUGCAAAACAAGGAAGCCCAGGAAGGGAAUAAAGUCCGUCUUACUUGUGAGCUUAACAAACCAGACGUGCCCGUGCAGUGGAUGAAGGGCAAUGUAGUCCUGGAAGCAGGGGAUAAAUACGAAUUCAAGCAACGGGGUCCUGUGGCUGAGCUUGUUAUCCGGGACGCAAAGACAUCGGAUGCAGGGGAAUAUAUUUGCAAAAGUGGAGACCUGAAGACCUCUGCGCGAGUGGAGGUGACAGCAGCCCCUGCCGUUUUUAAGGAAGAGCUUAAGGAUGUGGAAAAGAAAGAGGGUGAGACGGUCGCUUUGCGCUGCGUCCUCGCCGCGCCAGAGGUCACAGUGGCAUGGAAGAAAGGUGCGACUCUCCUUCGGGCGAGCGAGAAGUACAAGAUGAAACAGGACGGCUGUGUGGCUGAGCUGCUGAUUCACCAUGCACAACCAGAGGAUGCAGGACAAUAUACUUGUGAAGCAGGAGAAAAGCAGAGCACAGCUCAGAUCAAAGUCCACGCUACACCCGUCAGUUUUAAAGAAAAACUGAAGAAGGCCGAAGCUCUGGAAGGUGGAGUAGCUACUCUCCAUUGUGAGUUAAAUAAACCCGCUCCGGUGGAGUGGGUGAAAGGACAAAAAACUUUACGGCCAGGCAGCAAAUACCGAAUGAAGAAAGAAGGCGCCAUCGUUGAGUUGACAAUCCAUGAUCUGGACCUGAAAGAUGCUGGAGAUUAUACCUGCAUUUCUGGAGACCAACAGACGACUGCAGUCUUAACCGUGAAUGCCGUGGCUGCGCAUUUCAAAACUCAACUGAAGAACCAGGAGGUGACCGAAAGUGGAACCGCCACUCUGCAUUGCGAGUUGACCAAAGCUGCGGAUUUGGUUGUGUGGAUGAAGGAUGAAAAAGUACUGAAACCGAGUGAGAAGUACCGAAUGAGGUUAGAAGGACGCUUUGCUGAGCUGUCCAUCCAAGAUCUGGAAGUCCCAGAUGCUGGAAGUUACACUUGCAUGUGUGGGGAUCAGAAGACCAAAGCAACUUUGAAAGUGAAUGCACUGCCUGUGUUUUUCCAAGAAGACCUAAAAAAUAAGGAAGUGACCGAAGGGGAAUCGACCUCUUUCCAGUGUAAGCUGAAUAAAGCAGCAAGUGUAGAAUGGUACAAGGGAUCUAGGCUGCUGAAACCAGAUGGAAAAUUCCAAUUAAAACAGGAAGGUUCUUGUGUUGAACUGGUGAUCCAAGGCUUGGACAUCACUGAUUCUGGAGAUUAUACUUGCAAAUGUGGAGCCCAGAAGACUACAGCUAAACUGACCAUAAAUGCCCUGCCGGUCCUCUUCACCAAAUCCUUAAAAGACAUAGAAGCUAUGGAAGGCAAAGUUGCCACUUUCCAGUGUGAGCUGAACAAAAUCUCUGCUCCUAUAGAGUGGAAGAAAGGACACAAGAUCCUUAAGUCAGGAAGCAAGUAUAAAAUGAAACACGAAGGAAAAAUUGCUGAACUGGUGAUCCAGAACUUGGAAGUAACAGAUUCUGGAACUUAUGCUUGUAUAUCUGGAGAACAGCAAACCACAGCAACUUUAGAAGUCAAGGCUCUGCCCGUUCUUUUCAAAGAAGGGCUGAAGAACCGGGAAGCUGUUGAAGAUGCCACCACUACUUUCCAUUGUGAGAUGUCUAAAGCUGGGGCUGAAGUACAGUGGAAGAAAGGAUCACAAAUUCUUAAGCCAAGUGAUAAAUACAGAAUGAGGGAGGAGGGUCCUGUUGCUGAAUUGUUGAUUCGAGAUCUGAAGGUGGUAGACACGGGAGAUUACUCCUGUUUGUGUGGAGAUCAGAAGACCACAGCCGUCUUGACGGUUCAUGCUCUACCUGUGCGUUUCCAAGAAGAACUCAAAAGCCAAGAGAUCCUGGAAGGAAGAACGGCUGUUCUGCACUGUGCAUUAAAUAAAACUGCUGUGGUGGAUUGGAGAAAAGAUGCACAGAUGCUCCAGCCAAGUGCAAAAUACAAAAUCAAACAGAAAGAAAAUGUCGCAGAACUCACAAUCCAGGACGUGACCGAAGAGGAUGCGGGGGAAUAUUCCUGUAUUUGUGGAGAUCAAACCACAUCAGCUUCUGUCACAGUGCAGGCCUUACCUCCACGUUUCAAAGUCGAUCUGAAGAAUCUCGAAGCUGCCGAAGAUGACGCUGCUACUCUGCGGUGCGAGCUGACCAAAACUCCUGCUCUUGUGAAGUGGUGGAAGGGCAGCGAGAUUCUGAAGCCCAGCGAUAAAUACAAAAUGAAACUGGAAGGUGUGGUUGCUGAACUGGUGGUCCACCGCUUGCAACUGGCCGAUACUGGGGAAUACAGUUGUAUUGUUGGCGAUUCGAAGACUUCAGCUUUCUUAAGGGUGAAUGCCAUUCCUGCAAGGUUCAAGAAAGGUCUGGAAGACCAAGAAGCUACAGAAGGUGGAACUAUUGCUCUCCGGUGUGAGCUGACAAAAACAGCUACGGUGGAGUGGAAAAAGAAACACAAGACACUGCGAGCAAAUGACAAAUACAAUCUGAAGCAGGAAGGCCCUGUGGUAGAGUGUGUGAUCCAUAACCUUGAUCUUAGAGAUGCCGGAGAAUACUCUUGUGUCUGCGGUGACCAGAAAACCACUGGAGCUCUGGCAGUCCAUGCCCUACCUCCCCAAUUCAAACAGGAACUGAAGGAUGUGGUAGCCACCGAAAAUGAAACAGCCACGUUGCAUUGUGAGCUCACCAAAGCUGCUCCUGUGGAAUGGAUGAAGGAAGGAAACAAAUUAAAAGGAGACAAGUACCAAUUCAGACAGGAAGCAGCUGUUGCCAAGUUGGUGAUCCGUGGUUUAGAAGUUGAGGACACUGGACGUUACACCUGUGUUUGUGGAGAUCAGAAAACUUCAGCUGCUUUGACUGUUAAAGUUCUCAAGCCUGAAUUUACGCAGCGGCUGAAGGAUGAGAAAGCGGAUGAGGGCAGCACGGUCAGAUUACGUUGUGAAGUGACAGUCCCCAAAGCCCCAGUAGAAUGGCGCAAAGACGGUGCAAGAAUCCCCCCUAGCCCCAGAUAUGACAUCAGACAGGAUGGGGGCAUCCGUGACUUACUCAUUCAUAACUUAGAACCCCAAGACAGUGGAGAGUAUUCAUGCAUCGCUGGAGAUCAGACCACGUCUGCCACAUUAUCUGUGCAAGUCCUGAAACCUGAAUUCACACAACGGCUGAAGGAUGAGAAAGCGGAUGAGGGCAGCACAGUCAGAUUACGCUGUGAAGUGACAGUCCCUAAAGCCCAAGUAGAAUGGCGCAAAGACGGUGCAAGAAUCCACGCUAGCCCCAAAUAUGACAUCAGACAGGAUGGGGGCAUCCGCGAUUUGCUCAUUCAUCACUUAGAACCCCAAGACAGCGGAGAGUAUUCGUGCAUCGCUGGAGAUCAUACCACGUCUGCCACGUUAUCUGUGCAAGUCCUGAAACCUGAAUUCACGCAGUGGCUGAAGGAUGAGAAAGCGGAUGAGGGCAGCACGGUCAGAUUACGCUGUGAAGUGACAGUCCCUAAAGCCCCAGUAGAAUGGCGCAAAGACGGUGCAAGAAUCCACGCUAGCCCCAAAUAUGACAUCAGACAGGAUGGGGGCAUCCGCAAUUUGCUCAUUCAUAACUUAGAACCCCAAGACAGCGGAGAGUAUUCGUGCAUCGCUGGAGAUCAAACCACGUCUGCCACGUUAUCUGUCCAAGUCCUGAAACCUGAAUUUACGCAGCGGCUGAAGGAUGAGAAAGCGGAUGAGGGCAGCACGGUCAGAUUACGCUGUGAAGUGACAGUCCCCAAAGCCCCAGUAGAAUGGCGCAAAGACGGUGCAAGAAUCCACACUAGCCCCAAAUAUGACAUCAGACAGGAUGGGGGCAUCCGCGAUUUGAUCAUUCAUAACUUAGAACCCCAAGACAGCGGAGAGUAUUCGUGCAUCGGUGGAGAUCAGACCACGUCUGCCACGUUAUCUGUGCAAGCCCUCAAGCCUGAAUUCACGCAGCGGCUGAAGGAUGAAAAAGCAGAUGAGGGCAGCAAAGCCAGAUUUCGCUGUGAAGUGACAGUCCCUAAAGCCCCAGUAGAAUGGCGCAAAGAUGGUGUAAGGAUUCAUGCUAGUCCCAAAUAUGACAUCAGACAAGAUGGUGGCAUCCAUGAUCUACUCAUUCAUAACUUGGAAUCCCAAGACAGUGGCAAGUAUUCGUGCGUUGUUGGAGACCAAACCACGUCUGCCACGUUAUCUGUGCAAGUUAUCAAAGUUGAAUUCAUGCAACGGUUGAAGGAUGAGAAAGCGGACGAGGGAAGCACAGCCAGAUUACAUUGCGAGGUCACAGUCACUAAAACCCCUGUGGAAUGGCGCAAAGACGGUGCAGGAAUCCACGCUAGCCCCAAAUAUGAUAUCCAACAAGAUGGGGGCAUCCAUGAGUUACUCAUUCAUAACUUGCAACUCCAAGACAGCGGCGAAUAUUCGUGUAGCAUUGGUGGCCAAACCACAUCUGCCACAUUAUCUGUGCAUGAAGUGGACAUCACCAUCAUCCGGGGACUGAAAAGUGCGGAGGUUUUGGAAGAGGAAGAAGUCACCUUCGAGUGCGAAGUCUCCCACGACAACGCAAAAGAUGUGGAAUGGAAAUUGCAAGAUUUGUCGCUUCAAAGCAACCAGAUGAACGAGAUCUCAGUCGAGAGAGGACGGGUCCACAAGCUGACGCUCCGCAACGUCACCCAGCAGGAUUCUGGCACGGUCACCUUCCGGGUCGGACCGUACAUCUCCACAGCGAGGCUCAGAGUGGACGCCCCACAUCCUGACUUUCAACAAGAGCUGAGUAACCUAGAAUUGCAAGAAGGCAGCGCAGCUUUCCUCAAAUGCGAAGUAUCUAUGCUCAACGUCUCUCCCAUAUGGAAAAAGGGCUCGGAAGUCAUCACUCCGAGCACCAAGUACGAAAUCAGUCAGCAGGGAACGACCCAUAUUUUAAAGAUUUACGGUGUAACUCGAAGAGAUUCUGGAAAAUAUAUUUGCGACAUUGGCCAUGGGAGAAGCAUGGGCACGUUAUCAGUGGAAGCCCUCUCAGCUCGUCCAGUUCUUUUUCAAGUCCAGCUGGAGAACCAAGAAGUCAAGGAAGGGGCAACGAUCACCCUGGCCACUGCGCUCACAAAACCCGAUGUGCCUGUCCAGUGGAUGAAAGGCUCUGCCCAACUGCAGCCAAGUCACAAGUAUGAGAUGAGACAAAAGGCAUCUUAUGUGGAGCUGCUAAUCCAUGAUGCGCAGUUGGAGGAUGCAGGCCACUAUACCUGUCAAACCGAGGACCAGCAGACCACCGCAUCUGUGGUUGUCAAAGAAAUACCGGCUACCAUAGAAGAAGAAUUGAAAGACCUCACUGUCCUUGAAGGAGAGGAUGCUGUGUUUCGCUGUGUGGUUUCUCAUGAGAAGGCCAAAAACCUGCAAUGGAGUUUGGCAGGUGUGCCUCUGCAAUCCAACGAAAUGAACCAAAUUGGCGUGGAAGGCAAAACUCACACCCUCGUUCUCCGAAAAGUCACCCUUGAAGAUUCCGGCACUGUCAGUUUCCAAGUUGGUCAGAAUUCAACACAGGCUCAGUUAUUGGUGCAAGCUGCACCGGUAACCUUCCUAAAAAAGCUGGAGAAUGCAGAAGUAACUGAAAAUGGCAUGGCAACCUUCCGCUGUGAGCUUUCCAAAUCUGGGGUCCCAGUGGAGUGGAGAAAGGGAUCAUCCCUGAUCCAGCCCAGCCAGAAGUUUGAAGUCAAGAUUGAAGGCAAUGCCUACGUUUUGAUCAUCCAUGAUGUGGUCCCAGAAGACUCAGGAGAAUAUAUCUGCAGUGCAGCUGGCAAGAAAACCACUGCCAAACUAAAAGUUAAAGCUCUGCCAGUGCUCUUCAAGCGAGGUCUGCAGAACAAGGAGGUUGAAGUAGGAAACACUGUGUCAUUGUGUUGUGAGCUGUCCAAGCCGAUGUCACCUGUGGUGUGGAAAAAAGGAAACACGAAGCUUCAGUCGAGUGAGAAGUACGAGAUCAGACAAGAAGGGAACUUUGCUGAGCUUCUCAUUUAUGAUCUGGAAAUUCAGGACGAUGGCGACUAUACCUGUGAUUCAGGAGACCAGCAGACCACUGCCACGGUCAGGGUCAAAGUGUUACCUGUCUUCUUUGAAGAAGGAUUGCAAAACAUUGAGUCAGAAACCGGAGGGAAAGCUGUCCUGUGUGGCAAGAUCUCAAAUCCCAACACUCCCGUCGAGUGGCGGAAAGGAUCCCUCAUUCUGCAGCCCAGUGCCAAGUACGAGAUGAAGCAGAAAGGCCCCAUGGUUGAGCUGAUCAUCUAUGACUUGGAACCGGAGGAUUGUGGAUCGUAUACAUGCAGCACUGGAGACGAGCUGUCCAUAGCCUCAGUAUAUGUACAAGAAGAGGAAAUACAGAUAGUUUCUGGUUUAAAGAACACGGAUAUUUUUGCCGGGGAAUCAGCUACUUUUACCUGCGAGCUCUCCCGAUCCGGAACACAAAAUGCACAGUGGUGGCUGGACGGCUCCCCUCUUCACAACAGCACUGCAAAUGAAAUCUCGGUGCAAGAUGGGACCAUUCACAAGCUGAUCUUAAAAGACCUGGGUCUCAAUGAUUCAGGAACAGUGACCUUCCGAGCGGGUUCUCUGAUAUCCUCGGCUAAAUUAUUAAUCAAAGAUCCGACCAUUGAGGUGGUCAGCCCCAUGCAGGACCUAACUCUGGAAGAAGAUGAGGCCGCGGAAUUCAUCUGCCAGUAUUCUCGGCCAGUGCAGGCCAUCUGGAAGAAGGAUGAUCAACCUCUUCGGGAAGAUGGCCAGCGAGUUGUGGUUGAGCAGGACUGGAACGUGGCCAAAUUGAAAAUCAAGCCGGCUUUUCCUUGCGACACGGGGAUUUACUCUUGUGAAGCAGGAGGCACCAAAGUGGUGGCCAUGCUUGACGUUCAAGCCAAGAACACAGUUAUCCAGGGCCUCGAGAACGUGGAUGCGAUGGAAGGAGGGGAAGCCCUCUUUGAGUGUUAUCUUUCCAAACCAGAAAUCUACAAUUAUAACUGGCUGAUCGAUGACGUCCCAGCAAAAACGUCAGAAAACGUGGAACUGGUUUAUUUUGAAAAUGGCCUUCGCCAUCUUCUGCUUCUGAAGAACCUCAAAGUCCAAGACAGCUGCAGGGUGACCUUUCAAGCGAGCGAUGUGGUUACGUCUGCUUUCUUGACCGUAAAAGGAUGGAGACUGGAAUUCUUGCAGCCACUGAAGGAUGUCACCGUCCGUGCCGGGGAGCAAGCCGUCUUCAGCUGUGUGCUAAGUGAAGCAGUACCAAUCUAUGAGAUUGCCUGGUAUCUUAAUGAUGUAGACAUCCAACCGGAUGAAAACUGGAGAAUUGAAGUUGAAGAAAAUACCUACAAACUCAUCCUAAAGAAAGCUGAGCUUCUCCACUCUGGGGAGAUAACCUUCGCCGCCAGAGAUGCUAUUGUGUCUGCAAAAUUGACCAUCAUAGAACCUGUUGAAGUGUCUCAGCCUUUGGUUGACCAGUCUGCCACACAAGGAGAGAAGGCCAAGUUGCAGUGCGAAUUGUCCAGCGAGACCCAAGAGGUGAUUUGGGUCAAAGGGAAAGAACCGAUCCAACCUGGAGGACGAUAUGAAAUCCUCUCCGAAGGCAAAAAACAGACACUCAUCAUACAAGAUUUUAAAUCUGAAGAUCAAGGAUUGUACACCUGCAUCGCCUCGCCUGAAAUCAAAACUUCUGCCAGUCUUUCGAUUGAUGUUUCUCCAGUGUCCAUGUUAAAAGAAAUUGUUGAGGAAGCACCAAUCUCUAAAGAGCCAAUGAAGGUAGCGGAUGAAGAGGUUCAACCCAGCUUGCCACCCGAAGCUGCUCAGGAAGGUGACCUCCACCUUCUGUGGGAAGCUCUGGCCAAGAAGCGGAGGAUGAGUCGCGAGCCGACCUUGGAUUCAAUCAGUGAACUGCCCGAAGAAGAUGACAAGCUUCAGAAGAGGAAGAAGGAGGAAGUGGAGAUAACCCAAUACUACUCCGAGGAAUACUCUACUUGUGAUGAAUCUGCAAAAGCUGGAGAAGCAGAUUUCUCCAUCACAAGUUCAGAUGAUGAAUCCAGAUCUGGGACACCUUCCUUAAUCACUUACCUUAAGAAGGCUGGAUCAACCACAGUGACUGUCAGUCACAAAGCCGUGGAGAAAGUACCUCAAGAUCAGCAGAAGUUCAGUGAAGAACCAUCUCCUCCUGCAGAGUCAACUGAAAUGGAGAUUACCGAAGGUGACUUGGAGGAUCCUUCUAUGUCUCAAGCUGCUGUCAAAAUCCAAGCUGCCUUCAAAGGUUACAAAGUGAGAAAGGAAAUCAAACAGCAGGAACGUCCGGUCUUUGCUGAGACCUUCAAGGACUUUGUUGGCAAGAUAGGAGACACCCUCCAUCUGGAGUGCAUGGCCCACAGCAAAACAGACAUGACGGUCAGUUGGCUGAAAGAUGGGAAUGUAAUUAAGGAUGGGCGGCAUUAUCACAUAGACAAUUACAACGAUGGGACCUGUUCCUUAAUCAUUGCUGGUCUGGAAAUGAGCGACAAGGGCAGUUACGCCUGCGAAGCCUCCAAUAAAUUUGGCAAGGUCACCCACAGUGCCAAGGUGACCAUCCAACCUCAAACACCUUCUCGCAAACCGAAAACUGCCAAGAAGCUUCCUGACAGCGAAUCAGAGAGCUCGUCUGGGAGUGAAUUGGACGACGCUUUCCGUAAAGCCGGACGGAGGCUCCACAAGCUGUUCAAGUCCAAAAUCUCCACCGAGAUAUCUGACGUUGACGAGGAACUGUUUGUCAGCGCGGACGAGGGAGAGAUCGAGGCAGUGGAUCGUCAGACCUACCGGGAAGACGAACGCUACAUCUACAUCAAGUUUGAAGUUCACAUGGAGGCCAAAACAGCUGCAGGCCGGUUUCGGGAGAUGUUUGCCGCUAUGGGUAUUCCUGUUGAGAUUGACAUUUUGGACCAGGGUCCUAAAAAGAUAGAGUUGCGUAUUGGGAAAGCCACUUCACCUCCUGCGGGACAGUUGCGGACUUCGGUUCAACGGCCACCACCUACUUUACUGACCUCUGAUACUGCUCCAGUCUUCAUCACCGAGCUUCAAAAUCAAGAGGUGCAGGAUGGUUACCCGGUCAGUUUUGAUUGUGUGGUGAUUGGCAAGCCAAUGCCGACUGUCCGGUGGUUUAAAGAUGGCCGUGUUCUUGAAGAGGAUGACCAUUACAUGAUCAAUGAGGACCAGGAAGGAUGUCAUCAGCUGAUCAUCACGGCGGUGGUCCCUCUUGAUAUGGGGGUCUACCGUUGUGUGGCUGAGAACAGCAUGGGCGUGUCUUCAACAAAAGCCGAGCUACGAGUGGACCUAACCAGCACAGACUAUGAUACAGCCGGAGAUGCAACGGAGACCUCCUCAUACUACAGCGCCAAAGGUUACCUGUCCAGCCGGGAACAAGAUGGAGUGGAGUCAACAACAGAAGAGGAACAGUUGCCUCAAAUCACGGAUGAACUUCAUGAUAUUCACGUGGCACCUGAAGCCCCUAUUGCCAAAUUCCAUUUAAAAGUGAAAGGUUUCCCCGAGCCUCGUCUCUACUGGUUCAAAGACGGUCAGCCGUUACAUACAAGUGAUCGUCUCCAAAGGACAGACAGCCAUGAAUUUCAUGCUCUGGAAAUUCUCCAGGUCACCAAAGAGGACGAUGGCCAGUAUUCUGUCUUCAUCACUAACUCUGCUGGGUCUGCUUAUUCGACAGCCAGGCUCAUAGUCAAAGGAGCUGGUGAGGACAGAAAACCAGAAAAAGACAUUUAUGAGCAGCUGGUGCCACCAAGAUUCCUGGAAAGAUUUACCAACAAGAAAGUGAAGAGAGGGGUCAGCAUUACCCUUUCAGUGAAGGUGGAAGGGACUCCAUCACCCUCAGUAACGUGGUUGAAGGAAGAAUCUCACGGUGAAGACAUCCUCUGGAUCAGGUCGGACACUCCAGGUUAUAAACUGGCCAGUUCCAAUAUGCAACACAGUCUGAUCUUAUUAGAUGUGGAUAAAACCUACAGUGGAAACUAUACUUGUAUCGCCUCCAAUCAGGCUGGUCAGUCUAUCUGCAGUGCUUCAUUGGACGUUUUGGAUGUGAAAGAGGCUGAGUCUCUGACCCAGGAGCGUGUGAUGGUGACAGAGGCCAUCAUGACAUCAAUUGGAGCUCAAGUUUCUGAAGCUGGAAAAGGAGAGCACAUGGAAGGAGAAACAGCUCGGAGUCAGAUUUCUCUAACCGAAGUGGGAACUGAGGAAUUUCUGCAGAAACUGACAUCUCAGAUCACGGAAAUUGUAUCUGCGAAGAUAAGUCAAGCUUCCCUCCGAAUUCCUGGAGCUGACAGUGAUGAUGAAUCAAAAACACCAUCAGCAUCUCCACGUCACGGCAGGUCCAGACCUUCCUCAACUGCUCAGGAAUCUUCCUCCGAAUCCGAUGAAGGGGAUGCAAGGGGGGAGAUUUUUGACAUCUACAUGGUCAUUGCUGACUAUACCCCAAUGGGGGCAGACCGUGAAACCAUCACUCUGAAGGAAGGCCAAUACGUGGAGGUUUUAGACUCCGCUCAUCCUUUGAAGUGGCUGGUCAGGACCAAACCCACCAAGUCAAGCCCAUCGAGACAAGGUUGGGUUUCUCCAGCCUACUUGGAUAAGAAGUUAAAGUUGUCUGCAGAGUGGGGUAUCCCCGAUGUUCCAGAGUUCCAUGGAGAAUCUGUUUCAGAGGAUGAAUACCGGAAGAAAUUAAGCCUUAUCAUUCAAGACCUGUUGGGCACGGAAGAGGAAUAUGUCAAGGAUCUUCUGUUCCUCCAAACACACCACAUCCAGUUCACAGAGACUUGUCCUGCCGUUCCUGUUGCUGUGUCCAACCAGAAGCCUGUUAUUUUCAGAAAUAUUACUGACAUAUCGCACUUUCAUUCCAACACCUUCUUCCCAGAGCUUCAGAAGUGUGACACAGAUGACGAUGUGGCCAUGUGCUUCCUUAAAAAUGAAGCCGAAUUUGACAAAUACAUCACCUACUUGGUAGGCCGGGUUCAAGCUGAGUCCAUUGUGGUCAGCAAAGCAGUCCAGGAGUUUUAUAAGCGAUACACAGAAGGGACAUUGGCUAGUGAGGAUCCUUCCCUGCCACCGAUAUUCCCUCUGCAACAUUAUCUAGAGAGACCCAUAAACCGGAUCCAGAAAUAUCAAACAGCAAUCAAGGACAUGAUCCGAAACAAAGCAAGGAACACCCAAAACUGCGCCCUUCUGGAACAGGCCUACGCCAUUGUUUCUGCACUCAACAGGCGAGCAGAAAACAACCUUCAUAUUUCUCUCAUUGAGAACUACCCUGGAACUCUGGAAAUAUUAGGGGAACCCAUCCGGCAGGGACAGUUCAUUGUGUGGGAAGGUGCUCCAGGGGCGCGGAUGGCAUGGAAGGGACAUAAGCGCCACGUCUUCCUCUUCAAGGGUUACUUGCUGGUGUGCAAACCAAAACGAGACACGAAGAUGGAUACUUACAGCUAUCUGUUCAAGAACAUGAUGAAGCUAUCUCACAUCGAUGUGAAUGACCUGAUUGAAGGAGAUGACCGGGCAUUUGAGAUCUGGCACGAACGGGAAGAUUCGGUCCGGAAGUAUCUCUUCCAGGCGCGCACCGUCAUCAUCAAAAACUCAUGGGUGAAAGAGAUCUGUAGUAUUCAGCAACGGAUCAGUCUCCCUGUAUGGGAUGCACCUGAUUUUGAAGAGGAACUGGCAGAUUGUACAGCAGAACUGGGCGAAACGAUCAAGCUAGCAUGCCGAGUCACAGGAACCCCUAAACCAGGCAUCACCUGGUAUAAAGAUGGGAAACCAGUUGAAGUGGAUCCUCACCACAUCAUCAUAGAAGAUCCCGAUGGAUCCUGCACUUUGAUCCUUGAUAAUCUGACUGGAGUGGAUUCAGGGCAAUAUCUGUGCUAUGCGUCUAGUCCAGCUGGCAGUGCCAGCACCCUUGGAAAAAUUCUCGUCCAAGUGCCGCCUCGGUUUGUGAACAAGAUGAAACAUGCCUAUUACACCAAUGGCGAAGAUGCACAGUUUACUUGCACCAUCGAAGGGGCACCAUACCCCCAAAUCAGGUGGUAUAAAGAUGGGAACCUCCUUACCGACCCAAACAAACACCAGAGCUUCAGUGAGCCACGAAGUGGCGUGAUUGUCCUGGUUAUCAAAAAUGCCUGUGAGGAUGAUGGAGGUCUCUAUGAGUGUGAGUUGAUAAAUAGGUUGGGGACCGCGAAGGGAAGUGCCCACCUUUAUCAUCAAACCACAACAGCCUUGGCUCCAGAGAAGAGACCUGAGCAAGCGAUCACAAUAGAAGUCACUGAACAAGAAACUAAAGUGCCUAAGAAAACCAUCAUCAUAGAGGAGACCAUCACCACCGUCGUGAAAAACCCAAGAACCAAACGGAAGCCAUCUCCCGCCCGUCCGUCUUCCAGCUACGCUCCUCGCUCUCCAGGCUCGGAGUUCGCAACAUCAGAACCAAUUUAUGUCAGCAAGGUUAGGCAACCUGGUCCCAGGCAUGACCUCGAAGGAGUAGGGAAGACCGCCAUUCCAACUCUUUUUGUGACAGACCCUCAGGAGAGGCAAGGAGUUGCAGGCAGGAGUAUCAGUGUAGAGACUCCUCUGGAAGAACAGCGUAAAUGGGUGGAAGUGGAAGAAAUAAUUGAGUUUAAUGUGCAGAAACCAACCCAGAUGUCAAGGAAGAGAGGCGCAUCCCCUGCGCGUUCCGAGAAGGAUGAAUUUGCAUCAGGUUAUUCUCGGCCCACCACGAAACCCAGGCCUUCCUCUGAAGAUGACCCAAAUGUGAAUAAUUCCAACAACAAACGAGUUGAGCAAGUUGAAUCUCCCAUCUCCCGAGAUGUUCAAAGAUCUGGAGAACCAUCGGAGAACCAAAAUGAAAGUUCUCAUGUGGAGCUAGAAGGAAAGGCACAUCUUCAUGAAUCCAAAAGCUGGAUUGACUCAUCUGGGACUACCACAAUUGAAACAUCUCAGAUGGGCCUUCAGCAUCCCCGGGUUGAGAACUAUGUUGUGGAGGAGUCUUCUCCAGAAGACGAGACUCUUCCAGAUCAAAAAACGACAGUAGAUGACCCCGAUCGGGGAGACCUCUCUGAUCUUGGCAACCGCGAAGUAAAAAUCCUUACCCGGAACGGGAAAGCAUUAACUUUGGAGGACCUUGAAGAUUAUGUCCCUGAAGAAGGAGAGACCUACAGGUGCAGCCAUCUUAAUUCCGAAGAAGAUAAACCUUGCGAGAUAGCUGUUCUCCAGACCGAGAUCAACAAACCCACCAUUGGCAAACCAGUAUUACUGAACGUCGGUAGGCCUGUGGCUUCUAAACCCAGGCAAACCUUCUUCAGCAAACUUGAAGGCCAUCACCCUGGAAGUAUGUUCAUGUCGGCAUCCAGAGUGACCGAGAUGCAACCUAGAGAUCCCACCAACGUUUCUUUCCAGAUUGGCGAGUCCCACCGACCAACUUUCUGCACGCAGGUCCAGUUGUCCCCAGACAGUGGCGCAUCCAAUUUCAAAACCGAAGUGUCCACCCGAAGCUACAACACUGCUGUCGGAGAAACCGUCACGUUCCACAUCAAGAAGGACGAUCCUUCCCAAACUGAACUCCAGGCGCCUGCUGGCAAAACCAGAGAAAAUGACAUAUUGUCUAGGGAAGCAGACAUCAUUCCCCAAGACAGAAGCAUGUGUGAAGGUGCUGAUCUCUCUUCCAAGGUCCUCGAAAUGAUGGCGGAGGUGCCGUGGUUCAAGAAUGAAAGAACAGAGGACAUUUUGGAUUUAGCCGGUGAGGGCGUCGCAGAGAGAACCCGUGUCGAUAAAAAGGGAGAAAAGAGUGUCACAAGUCCACCAUACAUGCAGGUGCCCCUUGAGGAUGUCCAGGUUCGGUGUGGGGAAAUGGCCAAGUUCCAGGCCGUCAUUGAAGGCGAUCCUCAGCCGGUUGUCGGAUGGUUUAAGGGAGUUUCCUUGUUGCUGGACAGCGAAAGGAUCCACCAGUCGAAGGAAGGGACUAGCUACUCUCUGAUCCUCUACAACGCUCGGGCCGAAGAUGGAGGGGUCUACGCUUGCAUGGCUAAAAACCCUGGAGGGGAGGUGGUCUGCAAAGCGGAGCUGGUGGUGCAGGAAGACAAGAAAAGUCAAGAGGCGAAGAAGCGAAGCCCACGAAGGAAACUUCAUUCUUUCUACGAGGUUAAACAGGAAAUAGGAAGGGGCUCCUUCAGUGUUCUCAAGAGAGUCAUCCAUAAAGCUAACCGUGUGGCUUGUGCAGCAAAAUUCAUCCCCUUGCGAAGUCGAACGAGGGAACAGGCUUAUCGGGAAAGAGAUAUUCUAGUCCAACUUUCCCAUGAUCGAAUUACUCAAUUACUGGACCAGUUUGAAACACGGAAAACCUUAAUUCUUAUUUUGGAACUAUGUUCCAACGAAGACCUUCUGGACCGCUUGUACAAGAAGAACAUGGUGACAGAAGUAGAGGUCAAAUUCUAUAUCAAGCAACUUCUAGAAGGGAUCCUGUAUCUUCACAGCAAUGAAAUAUUACACUUGGACAUCAAGCCCUCAAACAUUUUGAUGGUCCACCCUGACAGGGAUGACAUUAAGAUCUGCGAUUUUGGCUUUGCCCAAAGGAUAAAUCCGUCGGAGCCUCAGCACAGCACUUAUGGAUCUCCAGAAUUUGUCCCACCAGAAGUACUGUCCAGGUCCUCAGUGUCGACGGCAUCGGACAUCUGGCCAGUUGGGGUUAUUAGCUAUUUAAGUUUGACCUGCAAAUCUCCCUUUGCUGGGGAAAAUGACCGAGCAACCCUGCUUAACAUCCAGAAUGGAGUCGUGUCAUGGAAUAGCUCUGAUUGGGAUCAUUUGAGCAAAGAAGCCAAGGGUUUUAUCGAAAAGAUCCUUCAGCCAGCUCCUGGAACCAGGCCAAGUGCGAUGGAGUGCCUCUCUCAUCCAUGGUUUUCUCACAAAUCACCACCUGAAGAGGGUCAUUUUAUCGAGACAAAACCGCUCAACUUUUUUGUAUCCCGAAGCAAAUGGCAGCGGUCUCUUAUGAGCUACAAGUCGUUGCUUGUGAUGAGACCAAUCCCAGAAAUUCUGGAAAAGCAUCACAAGAACACCUCGCUUGGAGUCUCCCGACAACUGGUCGAAGAGAGCAGUUCCUCCAGCACCAGUGGAUCGUCUUCGGACAACGAGAUUUUGGUCUCCUCUGGAAAAAAGCCUUUUGGGACCAUCCCGGAGGUUCGUCUGUCUGUGCUGGAAGGCUCAAACGAUCAAGAUGAUGAAGUAUUUGAAGAUGAGUUCAAACUUCCUGAUGACUCCAUGCCUCCCAUCAAAACCAGAAGGUUGAAGGAACCUGCAGCGAAGGGACAUCCUGUCCGAGAACGAGAAAUCUCCAAAGCUGACCCCCAUGGAAGAACAAUAUUUGAGCUGGCUUCGUUGCAAGAUCAAACUGGAUUGUUGCCUCCAGAAGAAGGAAAUAUAGAACGAUCUCCAGGUUGUGUCCCGAGACAUAGCGUCAUCAAAAGCACUUUUUACAGCCACCCAUCAGAAAAUCUGACCGACUUUCCUUCCUCGCCAGGAAAAGGGCAAAAGAAACAGUUAGAAAAAGCUAAGAGAUCUUACAGGAAAGCCGGAUACUCAAAGUCCGCUUUAACAGGUCUACGGGAACCCUUGCUAGAACGGUUUGAACUUGGUAGAGAAGGAGGACCGUUGGCAGAUGCAGAAUUGGGGAAGGAACGAGAAGGAAGUUAUGGACCCGUAAUCACCAAAUCAGCUUCUUUUGAUACCGCUCAGAAAUCACCCAAGGUGACUUUCCAGGUAUCCACCAGGAGCCGUUCUUUGGAUGACUACAGAAUAAGAGCUCGGAGCUUUGCUGAGGAGCAGGAGAUUGUAGAAGAAGACCUGGACACCAUGGUGCAGACUAGUCCGGCAGAAAAAACUCGUGUGAGGGAUGAAAAAACGACAGCAGCAAAAGCUAGGGAUGGUUUUUCUGUAGAACACCCAAUGUUAGUACAACCGGGUGACAAGGAAAGAUCCAAGUUGGGCCUUCAGCAGGACAAGAAGACUUUGAUUUUGGCACAGAGCUCUGAAAAAGAGGAGGGUUUACCUCAGAAAACGAAGGUACCACAUUUUGUGGGAAAAUCUCCUCAAGGCAGAGAAAAUCAGCAAUCUGGUUUUGCUUCAGGGUUGGUUUCAAAAAGUGACAUUGAGGAGGAGCAGACAUCCAUGUCUUCUCCUCACAGGGAUGGACGAACCAUUUUUCCAAAGGAGGAAACCUCUGUUUUGAGAGUGCCACCAUCAGAGAGCCCAAAUUUGGUGUCCCAGGAUAGCAAGAAGGCAACCCCAACUUCUCCCAAGAGUAUUGAAGGACGUCAACUUCAACAAGGAGAAAGUCUUCAUCUUCUGAAAGCUGUUCCUUUGCACAUCUCCCAUGUUCAGGCUGAGAAACAGCUGGCUGGUGCUCCAGACAAGAGUCCCAAAGACCUACAGACUGUGUCAGUGUGUGAAGACCAGAAACCUUUGCAUCAGUUGCCUGUUGCACAUCUGGAAAGGAAGCUACCUGUUGCAAAAACUGAAGGUCCUGUUCAUCCAGAGAUAGUUGCUCUGGGAGGAAGCCAGCACCCAUCACAACAAGAGUCUCCUCUUUACAGAAGACCAUAUCCUACUACCCCAAGAAGUGCUGCUGCUCUGAUGCAAGCAGCUUCCCAACCGGGGCCCACCUCAGUACCCAUACUUCAUGGAGAAACCCAGAUGGCCUCACUUCCGAAGUCCUCUGCUUACCCAGAAAGAGAGUCUCUUCUCAGAGAGGUUCAGCGUACUCCUCAAGCUCAAGCAGAUCUGACGUCCUUUUUUGAAGCUGAAAAGUAUGAGCUCUACCACCACCUGCCAUCUGCUCCUGGUGAGGCCCUCCAGGGUCCAACCCCCACCAUAGCAGGCUAUUCUCUAGCGAAAAUGAGACCGUUUGCAACCUCUGGAGAAAAAGUCUCCAUAACUCAAACGAAAAGACCACAUUCCAUUGGGGAAGGCAGAAGCCACCAGCAGAGACUUUACAGUGACUCAGAGGCUCACGUUCUGGAGAACUUAGCAGAGGAGAUGGCUUACCGAUCGAAAGCAACACUUCCUUGGUCAGAGUCACCCCAGGAUGAGAUGCUCCAGCAAACGUCACCUGGCCAAGUGGUGAGACCGAAAAGUCGGUAUCUGGUGCGCAGAGGCAAGAGAGAAGGUGGCAUUGGCCUAGCAGAUCCUUCAGAAGCUGAUAUCAUCUAUCCUGGAGAAGAAGACUAUUUCAGUCUUCAGUCUUACCUGAGCAAGAAAGCCAGGAUGUCUGCUCCUUAUGAAGGCUCGGAUUAUCCAGGAAGCAGCCAACAAAUGUAUGAAAUUGCCCUUGUGCAGAUCCAGGAUCUCUCAGAGAUGCCUCGUCCUGACAGCAAGACCUCCAAAUUUGAUAUCACGGAGGUAGAACCAGCUUUCCUUAACCUUCAUGAACUCUAUGACAUUGUCUAUUCUCCGUUCGAGUUCCUGAGUUUCAGGAAAGCCCCUGAGAAUUUGCCCACUAAAAGGCCACCUGGAUCCAAACUCCUUUCUCAGCAGGAGAAAAAAAUAUGUCUCAGGGAGGAUAAUUUGCCUGAGGUGGCCCUCAAGGAACCUUCUGGAGAAGAAGAAACAGGUGCCCUCAAAAUGGAGGUGGCUCCUGAACCGGCCAUAGCACCACGGAUAGGGAAGAGGUCUGACUCGGAAGGUGAUCUACCAAUGGGGUCCCAGUAUGAUCUCCCAUCAGAUCCAACAAGGAAGAGGAAGAGUUCUCUCCAGAGUGCCUUAGGACUUUUCAAGCCGGUUGUCCGCUCUCAGUCCAUGGAGCAGGUGGAACUCAGUCUGAGGAAGAGGAUGAAGGCAUCCGUAGCUCAGUUCUCAAAGAUGUUGACCAGAAAACUUUCCAGUGAAGACACCAGAACAGCCUCUGAGGAAGUCAAGAGUGAGCAAGCCGAGAGGACCUCCUUGACGGAGCCUUCCCCAACUUCCAAAAAGAAACGGAUGUUCUCUGCAUUCACUUUGCCAAGCCUCAAGACCAAAGACAAAGGACCUUCUUUCACAGAAGAGCUCACCGAUCAGACCGUUGCCAUCGGACAAUCUCUGACCCUCUCCUGCCGGACAUCGUCCCAUUCCUUCUCCGGCGUCGAAUGGUUCAAAGACGGAGCAGCAAUUUGUAGCACAGAUCGGAUCCUGAUUUCUUCGACUCUAAAACGGUUCCAGCUUUUAACCGUCUUAUCGGCUACGAUGGCGGACUUUGGCGUGUACACCUGUAAGGCUACCAGUUCCCACGGUUCCGUUUCCACUUCCUGCACCAUACGGAAAGCAGAAGCACCUUCAAAUAUACCUGCCCCCGAUAUCCUUGAAGUUCUUGAAGACGGCGUACAACUGGCCUGGGAAGCGAUGGAACUCAGCAACCCAGUCACUUACACCGUUCUGUGCAAGAAGGACGAUGGAGAGUGGAAAACCCUGGCCGGUGACAUCCCGGAUUGCUGUUACACAGUUGAACAUCUUCCUCGGGGUUUGGUCUACUCCUUUCGCAUUGCUUGUGUGAGCCCAGCCGGCGUGGGUCCAUACAGCUACCCAACUCCCAAAGUGAAAAUUGGCGAAGAAGAUCAAGCAGCAUUUCAAGCUCAGGAAGAAGAGGACAGGAUGGCAGCUCCACCAACACACCAGACCUACGCCUUCCAGACCGAGAUUAAAAGGGGCCGUUUCAGCAUCAUCAAACAAUGCCGAGAAAAAUUCAGCGGGAAUCCGUUGGCUGCCAAAAUUAUACCCUAUCAGCCGGAAGAGAAAGACGCCAUCCUACAGGAAUACCAGAUCCUAAGGAAACUGCACCACACCAAUGUAGGGCAGCUGCAGGGCGCCUAUGUGAGUCCACGUCACCUUGUACUGAUUGUCGAACUCUGCGUGGGCCCCGAACUGCUCCAUGCCUUAGCUGGAAGGUCUUCGUAUUCAGAGGUGCAGGUCAGGGAUUACCUGUGGCAGAUUCUCAGUGCGGUCGAGUACCUUCACAAACAGGACAUCGUGCAUCUGGACCUGCGGUCUGAAAACAUGGUGAUUGUUGAGCCCAACCUGUUGAAACUUCUGGACUUUGGCAAUGCCCGGUUCUACACGCCCGACCAAAUCAUAACCGUGGAUGGAUGCACGGAUUAUGUAGAAACCAUGGCUUCAGAACUCCUAUCGGAGAAGGGAGCCAUCCCACAGACGGACAUUUGGGCAAUUGGCGUGACAGCUUUCAUCAUGCUAAGCGCUGAAUAUCCCAUCAGCUCCGAGGGUGCCUGUGACUUCGGAAGGCUGGUCAGGCGGGACAAGAUACGACUCAACAAAUGUUACGCCGGCCUUUCAGGGGGAGCCAUCAACUUUCUCCAGAGCACACUUUCCUUGAAUCCAUGGAGGAGACCCACAGCCACAGAAUGCCUCCAGUCUUUGUGGCUACAGGAGACCGGCUUGGACGAACACCAGCAAGCCACGGUUUCUUUCUCCACCACCAAGCUGAGAAAUUUUGUGGCUGAACGCGAGCGGAAAAGAGCACUCCUCUGUUCAAAGUAUGGAGUGAUGGCUGUGUAGCCAGCUAAACCUUUCACCCUUUCACUCUUUCUGGCUGCCCUGACUCACACCAGGACUCCAAAAAGGAAGGAUUCUUAAGCAGCACAUGACAAGCAACAGAGGUUUGCAGGAGAAAAUAUUUAUUAUGAUAGCGGAAGAGAAGAGGCCCCAGCCGCCACAGACGGAUGCAUUUUAUUUGUUUUUAUAGUAAUGUUCCUCUCAUAUCCUCAACAACUUGGAAUAAUUAACAUAUUGGAGAAAGUGAAAGUGAAAGAUUAUCUGUUUCAAAAGCAAUUCAAGGUUGGAUGCAACCCCACAGAUGGAAUUUAUGAAAUCUCUGGGUUAUUUAUUUAUUUUGUUUUUUGCAAAGAAAAAAAAAGGAAGUAUUUAUGAAGAAUCUGGUUUUUUAGAGGCUUUGACAAAAGCUGGAGGGGAAGAAGAGGCUACACAGUAUUUUCUAUCCGUUGUUCCCCAUCAGUUCAGCAUGCAAAUUGUCCAUGCACCUUACAACCAUUUCGCAGAAAAAAACCAGGAAGAUUUAGAUUUAAUUUUGGUUUUCGUUUUAAUUUAAUUAAAGGUAGUUCUAUUAAAAUAAAUUUAGUUCAGUUAGUUAAUUAUUUAUUAAAGAAUUUAUUUAAUCCAAAUGAAAUUAAUAAAACUAAAUUAGAAAAUUAACUAUAAAUUAAAUUGGUUUUAUUAAUUUAUUUUAGUUUUCAUAAUUAUUUAAUUAUUUGAUGUUAGCAUUAAAUAAUUAAUUGAACAGUUUUCUUUCAUUGCUUCCCCCCGUCCCCCGCCCGUUGUGUUCAAUAGGAAUAACUUUCAGAGGUGCAGAUAAAGCUCAUUUUAUUAGGAAGGAAAAUCAGUCUGCCUUAGAAGACUUCAUUACAUACAUACAUAAUAAAACUUUGUGAUAAACAUCAGAGUAAAUUUCAUUAGCAGUUGGAUGAGUUUCAAUGGCUUUACAGCUCUGGCUUUUCACGUGU
Molecule: messenger RNA, 31706 nt
Organism: Ahaetulla prasina
Lineage: Eukaryota; Metazoa; Chordata; Lepidosauria; Squamata; Colubridae
Gene: OBSCN
Product: obscurin, cytoskeletal calmodulin and titin-interacting RhoGEF
Exons: 121
Coding region: 205-30744 (10179 amino acids)
Biological process (GO): protein phosphorylation
Molecular function (GO): guanyl-nucleotide exchange factor activity; protein kinase activity; protein binding
Source: RefSeq, a predicted model, not a curated record